Molecule: messenger RNA, 1407 nt
Organism: Chenopodium quinoa (quinoa)
Lineage: Eukaryota; Viridiplantae; Streptophyta; Magnoliopsida; Caryophyllales; Amaranthaceae
Exons: 2
Coding region: 277-1083 (268 amino acids)
Source: RefSeq, a predicted model, not a curated record
ACGAAAAAUAUCCAAUUUUUGUAAAAAAAAAGUAAAGAAAAGUCGAUCGUACCCAAACUACGACGACGUCGUAAAGUUGCCACGUGCUCAAACCCUUCAACUCGUUACACCAUACUAUUACAUCUGUUAUUUGAUUUAUUUAUUUCUAUCCAGCAGCUGCAUUAUCAUCAAUUUCUUUAGGUUCUAACACCACUUCCAACAAAACUUGGUCACACUUACAACAAAGAAAGAAUAAUUGUAUAUAUAUUCACAACUCUUUAUUUUUCCGGGACAAAAAUGGCGGCAUCUCGGUGGUCUGCACUAGAGGUACAGGUACUCGUACUAGUGGUGGCGGCGGUGGUGGCAGUGACGAGGGUGAAUUGUAAUGGUACAAUAGCGAGCGCGGCGGUGCAAGAGAUGAUUGAUGAUCCAGGAUCAGCUUCGAAGAGUUGGGGUCGAGUUGCCAAGGAGGCCACCGAUUGGGGGAAGGAUAUGAUUGUGCAGGGCCUCCGGUUGAAUCGCUCGGGUUGUAGGGUUGGCGGCGAUGCUCCUCAGGCGCCACAAGAUGAUGGAGAGCUAAGGUCCAACAUUCCUAGAGAAGCAACCUUAAGGGCAUAUGAAACUGCCGAAGAAGCCUCCAUUAGAGCAAAGCGCAAUUGCCAACAUUCAAUGAAAUCAUGUGAAAUUGCUAAUGAUGUUCCGGUUGAGAGGGCUCCUCCUGUGACAGAAUUCGCCGCUGUUGAGACAUCUAAACAUGCCAAGCUAUGGGGGGAUAAGAUGGGCGAGACAAUUCGACGUAUAAAGGAUAAAGCUAAAUCUGCAGUUAACAGGGCUUUGUUAAUGAAAAAUUCAGUUUUUGGCAAGUUAGAAGGCCAAGAACAAGAAGUAAAGGGUAAGAUAACCAAAGAGAAUUUUAAGGAAGACUUGGAGGUGGUUAAAGAAAUGGGCAAACAUCAAGAAGAAAUGGCUGCCCAAAAAGCCGAGGAGGAAAAGUGGACGGUGAGCCAAAAUAAUGCUCGAAAUGCUAAGGAAACGACGGGUAACAAUAGGAGGAAGAAGGUGAUCAAUGAACGGAAGGUGAUCGAAGAUUCGAAUGAGCUUUAAUUUAUAUGAUCUUGGAUGGAAUUUGUGAAGGAAAAGGCUAAGGAAGGGCAUGAUGUUACUAUAAAGGAGGGACUGUGGUAAGAGUUAAAUUUGCAUUGUGUUAAGGAGGGUCUUGGGGAUGUCUACGAUGAGAACGAAUUGUAGUUUUUAUCUUAUUAUUGUUUAUCGAUCGUUAGAAUAUGUUUUUGGGACGUAGUUAAGUGGUUAGAUGAUAUAGAAUAUGUUUUUGGGACAUAGUUAAGUGCUUAGAUGAUAUAGAUGUAAUAAGUAAUUAGAAAUUUUGUGAUGGCAUGAGAGCAAGAAACUACAAAUUAGUUGUUUAUG